GUCAGCCAGUCCCACUGGAGCAGAGUUACAUCAACAGCAGUGUCGUGUCUUCGCCUUUAUUCUUUCAGCUCAAAUGUGGACUUUGGACUCGGCUGUAGUCUGUCAGAAAAGUUCAUUUACCUCGGACAAAAUGUCAGCGACAGACUGGCUGUCAGAAACGGUGACAUUUUGACACCAUGGAGGCGCAUUCGAGUGAAUUUAGCCGCUUGUGCACGUUUGAGAGCUUUAAGGAAAUCUGGCCGUAUUUCAGCUUCGGUUCUGAGCAGCAGGAGCUCAUCCGCCGUCAAUUUUCCAGGCUUAAAGAUAUUACCUACCUUGAUCAUGCGGGGACAACACUCUUUGCUGAAUCCCAGGUCAAGAUGUUUUAUGAGGAUAUAUCCAGGAAUGUAUACGGUAACCCUCACAGUCUCAAUCCCAGCAGUAAGAUGACACAUGACACAGUGGAGAGGGUCAGAUACAGGAUACUGGAGCACUUUAACACAAGCCCUGAGGAAUACUCCGUCAUUUUCACUCCUGGCUGCACAGCAGCUCUUAAAUUAGUUGCUGACUCUUUUCCUUGGAUGUCUGCUUCUGAUGAACAUUUAGGAAGUCAAUUCUGCUACCUCACUGACAAUCACACAUCAGUAGUGGGCAUUCGAGGGGUAACUGGACCUCAAGGAGUGGGAACAGUGCCUGUCUUUCCUCAGGAAAUAGAAGCAAGAGCCAAAACUAGCCAAGUCACAGUGAAUACACAGGAUGAAUGCUUGGUGGCACAUCUUUUCUGUUUUCCUGCCCAGAGCAAUUUUUCUGGGCGGAAAUAUCCACUGAGCUAUGUGAGAGGGAUUCAAUGUCAGCAGCUCUACCCAGCAUGUGAGCACAAAGGUCGAUGGUUUGUUCUGCUGGAUGCUUCUGGUUUUGUUGGCUGCUCACCACUGGACCUGAAGCAACACCCAGCUGACUUUGUGCCCAUCUCUUUCUAUAAAAUGUUUGGAUUCCCCACUGGACUUGGAGCCUUGCUGGUGAGGAAUGAAGUAGCUGAGCUGUUGAAAAAGAAGUAUUUUGGUGGAGGGACAGCAGCAGCUUAUCUAGUGGGAGAGGACUACUUUGUACCAAAGUCUGACAUAGUUAGCCGAUUUGAAGAUGGAACCAUUUCAUUCCUUGAUAUUAUUUCCCUCCACCAUGGGUUUGAUGCUCUGCACAGACUGACUGGAAGCAUGAUGAACAUACAGCUUCACACAUUUGGCCUAGCUCGUUACACCUACAUCAUACUGUCUUGCCUAUGCCAUAGCAAUGCACAACCUGUGGCUCAGAUCUAUUGUGACAGUGAGUUUGAGAAUGCAACAGAUCAGGGUGCAAUCCUCAACUUCAACUUGCUGGACUGUUAUGGCCAAGUGAUCGGAUAUUACCAGGUGGACAAAAUGGCCUGUCUGUUCAAUAUUCAUUUGCGCACAGGCUGUUUCUGUAAUACAGGGGCCUGUCAGGCAUAUCUGGGCAUCAGCAACCAAGUGGUAAAGAGUAACUUACAGAUCCUUAAAAUUUCGAGGUGCACGCUGGUGGACUCUCCUCUUCGGUUCACCCCACAGGAUUUCUUUGGGUUUCAUGUCGGGGGACUGGGAUGGCAGGACCUUGAUGUUGUGGCUGGUCAUGUCUGUGGAGAUAACAUUGACCUGAUCGAUGGACAUCCAACUGGGUCUGUCCGCAUAUCCUUCGGAUAUAUGUCAACUUUUGAAGACUGUCAGUGUUUAUUAAAGUUUAUUGUUGACUGCUUUGUGGAAAAACCGCUAAGACUGGACCAAAAGAGACUGGCAAGGUUAAAGUCAGCAGGAACGGCAGAGACCUCAGAUUCAAAUGAGCUGACCUCAUUGCUAACAGAGAGACCUAUGCCUGAGAUGAAUGGCUUAAAUAUCUCUCCUGCUUUUGUCAGCAAGACCUCGUCACAGGAUACUAUUCCAAUGGAAGAUAGGAACAGUGAAGAGGCUUAUACAUUGACCAAUAUCUUCAUAUAUCCCAUUAAGUCAUGUGCUGCAUUUGAGGUGACAGAAUGGCCUUUAGGCACUCAGGGGCUCUUGUAUGACCGCAUGUGGAUGGUGGUGAAUGAGAAUGGAGUAUGUCUGAGUCAGAAGCGAGAACCCAAACUGUGUCUCGUCCAUCCACGCAUCUGCCUAACCUCCAAGACAUUGUGCCUGGAAGCCUCAGGUAUGGAUCCUAUUACUCUUCCCCUGGAGAUCAGUAAAGAAAGGCAUGGCCAAAGGACAUGUCAAAGCAAAGUCUGUGGUGACAGGGUACAGACUGUUGACUGUGGGGAGGAAGUGUCAGUUUGGUUGUCUGAGUUCCUGGGAAAACCUUGCUGUCUCAUUAGACAGAGUCCCAGUUUUGCCCCGGAUAUGAAAAUGGGCAAAGGAAAAGGUUCUUGCCCUCCUGCCCUCUCUCUGGUGAAUGAGGCUCAGUUUUUGCUAAUUAAUAGAGCUAGUGUGGCGUUUCUGCUCAGUCGCAUCAUCAAUAGGCAGGACAGCUCAAAUAAUUGCACCUCUUUCGACAUGCUGCAACUCAUCAGUCGUUUUCGGGCGAACCUCGUUAUCUCAGGCUCAGAGCCUUUUGAAGAAGAGGACUGGACAGGUGUAAAAAUAGAAGGCACACACUUUCAGAUGGCGGGCAAGUGUAGUCGUUGCCAGAUGAUUGGAAUAGAUCAGACCUCUGGCACUAAAUUCCAGGAACCUCUCAGAUCUCUGUCUAAUUGGCGGAGUGGAAAGGUCACAUUUGGAGUAUAUUUGAAUUACGUUUUACAGAGAUCCAAUCCAUAUCCUACUUUAUCUGUGGGGUCCCAGGUAAAGGUUAAUCCGACAGGUGAAUUUUAGAAAACCACAACAACUGCAAUAUGGAGUAUGUGUAUAAAUCCUAGUCUUAAUCUGUGUUUGUAAAACUGUAUAAAUCUUAUGCCAAAUUUACAUUGCUGACAAUAAAACCAUGUACAGUGGAUUUAAGCUGAUUCUGUGUCACAACAUUAACCAUUGUCUUCAGUGAUUAUAAACACAACAAGCUCUGGUUUCAGUUUUGUUUUUUUUCUCCUAAUAAAUUAUACUGAAAAAGUGUGUAAAAGCUGCUCUAAA
Messenger RNA from Ictalurus punctatus (channel catfish), 3086 nucleotides. RefSeq names its product molybdenum cofactor sulfurase (gene mocos). The transcript is spliced from 16 exons. Gene Ontology annotation, biological process: Mo-molybdopterin cofactor biosynthetic process. The coding region runs from base 177 to 2834 and encodes 885 amino acids. Gene Ontology annotation, molecular function: molybdenum cofactor sulfurtransferase activity; molybdenum ion binding; pyridoxal phosphate binding. NCBI's taxonomy places the organism in Eukaryota, Metazoa, Chordata, Actinopteri, Siluriformes, Ictaluridae. The record is from RefSeq and is a predicted model, not a curated record.